Onychostoma macrolepis is the source of this 1334-nucleotide messenger RNA. RefSeq names its product transmembrane protein 176A-like. NCBI's taxonomy places the organism in Eukaryota, Metazoa, Chordata, Actinopteri, Cypriniformes, Cyprinidae. The record is from RefSeq and is a predicted model, not a curated record. Gene Ontology annotation, cellular component: membrane. Bases 290 to 1039 code for a protein of 249 amino acids. The transcript has 8 exons.
AGAUAGAUGGCGCUGUUUACAUGCGUACAUGUACAUAAUCAAUCAUUUACAGAAGCUUUAGAUUCGUACCGACUGAAACCUUUUAAAAUCUUUCUUUCAUAUGAUUUUCAACGUUGUGGAGAAAAGUUUAUGAGGAAGUCACUGCCGGGAAAAAUCAAAACUCCUCCUUCAAAAAAAGUCCCACAGAGAGUCGUGACGUUUUCACUCGUCUGUACUGAGCCUCAGACGUGCCACACAAGGUUUGGCCAUUGUUACCUGGAGGUUUAAGUCCAUCGCUUCCAUCUUCAGCAUGACUCUGACAGUGUCUCGGGGUGAAGGACUUACGGUCAUCACCGUCGCCUCAAACCCAAAGAGCAAAUGGCCCGUACUGUGUCAGAUUCUGGGUUUUCUGUGCUACAGUCCAGUGUGCUCUGUAUCUCAGGGUAUGAAAGGGAAGCUGAAGGAUGUCCACACAGCUUUUGGAAUUGUGCAGAUGAUAAUUGGUGUCCUCAAUAUUGUUGUGGGGAUUGUGUUUACAAGCCUCGGAUCGUGGUUUAUCAUGUAUAGAAUAGCCCAUGGACCCUUUUGGAUUGGUAGUGUGUUCCUUGUAGUUGGAAUCAUGUGUGUUCUCACAGCGAAGUUUCCCACUUCUUGUCUGCUGACAAUUGGGAUCAUUCUGAAUGUAAUCAGUGCUGGAUUGGCUAUCACAGCUAUUGUACUGUAUUCAGUGGACCUUGCAAAUGAUCAUACAAAUGAAAACUGUGAAAGCCGCAGUUACUAUUAUUCACGUUAUGAUGGCUAUGGUUAUGAUACAACGCCUUCCCCUGAAGAUAGUAGGAGAACAGAGAUGUGUCUGUACUACAAGAAUAUCAAUGAGAUUAUCUUCAGAGGACUAGAUAUCAUGAUGAUAGUGCUGUCGGUCCUUCAGCUCUGUGUGACCAUCAGUUUCUCUGUUUUGACUGGGAAAGCUUUGUGCAAGAAGGAUGAAGAUGUAAAGUCGGUGGAGGAUCCAGAACUUCACAAGCCGCUCCUGGAAGACGCCACUGCUGCUGCUGUGUGACAAGAUGAACACACAAAUAAUCAAACUUGCUCUUUGUGCUUGUAAUGCAGUGGCAUUUUGUGUCUCAAUAUUGUAGUGAAAUGAUUUAAAGCACAUCUCCUCCAUCCGUAACACUGUUAAAUUACAUGUUUAUUUACACUUGUUUUUUCCUUUUACAAAAGUGUCAUCAUUGAUCUUUCUCUCUCUUCAUGUAGAUUAGUGGGUGUUACCUUUUAUUGCCUUUUUUAAUUUUGUUGUAAUUUUUGGGGCUGAUUAUUUAAAAAUAAAUGACUGUAGCACUUUGGCAUCAACCCUU